ACAAACAUAACCAAUAAUUUUAUCAGAGAUAGAUUCUGUAAGAAACCUGGCAGAGAAGCUCGUGAACUGAAGAGAAGAAAAGAAGUGACAUUGAGUCGGUGAUUCUUUCCGAUCGAAUUGCGAUCAUCUUUUUUUAUAUUUCUAGCAAGAUGCCAGAACGUGCUAAAGCUUUGAAUAUGCACGUAGUGAAGCGCGAUGGAUGGGUGGAAACUCUUCACUUGGAUAAGAUUACUGCGCGACUUAAGAAACUUAGCUAUGGGCUUAGCAGUUACCGCUGUGACAUUCUCCUGGUAGCUCGUGAAGUUUAUGCCCGUGUCUAUGACGGAAUCACCACGAGUCAAGUUGACGAGUUGGCUGCUGAGACUGCUGCUUCCAUGGCUUCUGGCUGCAAGGAUUGCUGUCUCAAAUCUCCAGAAGAACACACAGAAAUCAUUUUCUGAGACGGUUGCGUACAUGUACAAUUAUGUCAAUGAGGGAUCGGGACUGAAUGCUUCUCUAAUAGCUGAGAAUGUAUUUUCGAUAGUUUCGGAGAAUGCUAAACGUCUGGACAGGGAGAUGGUAUAUGAUCGUGAUUUUGAAUAUGAUUACUUUGAAUUUAAGACGCUUGAGAGAUUGUACCUCUUGAAAGUCCAAGGGAAAGUCGUUGAAAGGCCUCAGCACAUGUUGAUGAGGGUUGCUGUUGGCAUCCAUCUGGGAGAUAUUGAUUCUGCAAUCAAAACUUACCAUUUGAUGUCUAAGAGAUUGUUCACUCAUGCAUCUCCUGCUCUCUUAAACGCAGGCUCGCCAAGGCCUCAAUUGAGCAGCUGCUUUCUUACCUGCAUGAAAGAUGAUAGCAUCGAGGGCAUAUACGAUACAGUCAAAGAGUGUGCUGUUCUACGCAAGUCUGCAGGCAGUAUCGGUGUUUCUGUUCAUAACAUCCGUGGCACAAAGGGAAUCUCUUAUGGUAUUGGUAAAAUGCUGGAUGUUUUCAAAGCUACUACUCGUUUUCUUGAUCAAGGAGGAGGUGAAGGAGGAGGCGUUACAGUAUACCUGGAGCCAUGGCAUGCUGAUAUCUCUGAGUUUCUAGAUCAUCUUUGGAAGAGCCACGGAAAGGAGAAGCACAGGGCUAGAGACUUGUUUUAUGCUCUCUGGGUUCCUGAUCUUUUCAUGGAGAGAGCCCUUGGGGAUGAGCAGUGGUCACUGUUUUGUCCUAAUGAAGCUCCAGGUUUAGCAGAUUGCUGGGGACCGGAAUUUGAGAGACUGUACACAAAGUAUGAAAGAGAGGGAAAGGCAAAGAAGGUCGUUAAGGCGCAGGAGCUUUGGAAUGAAAUCGUGACAUGCCAGCUAGAAACAGGAAUGCCAUACAUGCUUUUCAAGGACUCAUGCAACAGAAAAAGCAAUCAGCAAAAUCUUGGUACCAUAAACUCCUCCUCCGGCUUAUGCAGUGGAGUUAUUCAAUACAGCAGUCCAACAGAAACAGCUGUGUGCAAUCUUGCAUCCAUUGUUUUGCCCAGAUUUGUUAGGGAUAAAGAUGUUCCAAUGGACUCUCAUCCCUCUGAGCUUGCCGGCAGCCUAGGCUCAAAGAAUCGUUACUUUGAUUUUCACAGCUUAGCCAAGGUCGGACAGAUGCUAACACCUUCCUAUUUGCUUCAUUUGACCUUAAAAUCAGAUUCUCAACGGAUCUUUCUGAUGUGAAUUUAUCGUUGUUACUUUUGUGUGGCCAGGUAACUGCUAGUCAUGUUACUAAUGAUCUCGAUAGGAUAAUAGACGCAAAUUACUAUCCUCUAGAGAGUGCAAAAACUUCGAACAUGCGUCAUAGGCCUAUUGGUAUUGGUGUACAAGGUCUUGCAGACGUCUUUAUCCUCCUUGGAAUGCCAUUUGAUUCUCCGGAGGCCCUACAACUGAAUACGGAUAUAUUUGAAACCAUAUACUACCAUGCUCUCAAAGCAUCUUCAGAGCUUUCUGCAAGAGAUGGCGCGUAUGAGACAUAUAAAGGAAGUCCCAUGAGCAAGCGUGUAGGGGAUUCUUCAACCUGACAUGUGGAAUGUGACUCCAUCAGACCGUUGGGACUGGGAUUUUCUUAGGGAUAUGAUAUUAAAGAAUGGAGUGAGGAACUCUCUUUUGGUAUCAUUGACUGGGAACAACAAAGGUUUGGAGCCUUGUGCAUCAAACAUCAUCAAUCACGGAGGGUCAAGGUUUGUAUAUUAUUAAAUCAUUAUGACAUUGGUACAUUUUUGUAACUGUUUUACUCAUUUUGUCUGUGGCUUUUGUUCAGUGGUGAAUUCACAAUCGUGAAUAGGCAUCUUCUUCACGAUUUAACUAAUAUGGGAAUUUGGUCUCAGAGAAUGAAAAAGGUUUUCACUAGUGAGAAUGGUUCUAUAGGAAAUAUCCCAGAGAUACCUGAUGAUCUGAAAGCAAUUUACAGAACUGCUUGGGAAGUUAAAAAAAGAACUUUGGUCAAGAUGGCUGCUGGUCGUGGAGGCUAUGUAGAUCAAAGUCAAAGCUUUAACAUUCACUUGAAUGAACCGAGCCGCCUCAAUGUCACUGACUUGCACUUCUACACUUGGUUUCAGGGUUUAAAAGUCGGGAUGCAGCACCUGCUAUUACGUGCUACAAAGACACAUGGGCUUUCGCUUACCUAGUCUGUCGGUGUUAAAUAUUUGGUUACAUUUUCCCGAAAGUUUUUUAUUAUAUUUUUAGGAUCGGAGCGGGCUACGCCCCGUUUUUUUUUGUUUUAGUUUAAAUCAAAAUUAUAUAUUUUAUAUGUUAUCUUGAUAUAUAUAAAUAUUAUAAUUUAUUGUAAAAAUAUAAGUAGCUACAUAAUUAUAAAAUUUUCUGUCUUCCAAAUUUCAAAAUUUUAAUAUCCAAAUUUUUUGAUAUUUUUGUUAUUGGAAAUUUUGUAUAAGGUGAUGAGCAAAAUGAAAAAAAAAAUUGAUUAAAUUUUAGCUAUAUGUUUGAUUGAUUGGAUUGUAGAAAUGUUUCAUUUCACUUAAAUUUUUUAUUGUUUUUAUUUCCAAUUAUUCUCUUAUUAAUUCUUUUUAUCUCACUGUGCUAUUGUGAAUUUGUACCAAUAGGGUUUAAAAGUCGGGAUGCAGCACCUGCUAUUACGUGCUACAAAGACACAUGGGCUUUCGCUUACCUAGUCUGUCGGUGUUAAAUAUUUGGUUACAUUUUCCCGAAAGUUUUUUUAUUAUAUUUUUAGGAUCGGAGCGGGCUACGCCCCGUUUUUUUUGUUUUAGUUUAAAUCAAAAUUAUAUAUUUUAUAUGUUAUCUUGAUAUAUAUAAAUAUUAUAAUUUAUUGUAAAAAUAUAAGUAGCUACAUAAUUAUAAAAUUUUAUGUCUUACAAAUUUCAAAAUUUUAAUAUCCAAUUUUUUUGAUAUUUUUGUUA
Brassica napus (rape) is the source of this 3368-nucleotide messenger RNA. RefSeq names its product ribonucleoside-diphosphate reductase large subunit. Lineage: Eukaryota; Viridiplantae; Streptophyta; Magnoliopsida; Brassicales; Brassicaceae. Gene Ontology annotation, molecular function: ATP binding; ribonucleoside-diphosphate reductase activity, thioredoxin disulfide as acceptor. Gene Ontology annotation, cellular component: ribonucleoside-diphosphate reductase complex. Gene Ontology annotation, biological process: DNA replication; deoxyribonucleotide biosynthetic process. The coding region runs from base 307 to 1674 and encodes 455 amino acids. The transcript has 15 exons. The record is from RefSeq and is a predicted model, not a curated record.